Molecule: messenger RNA, 1764 nt
Organism: Penicillium alfredii
Lineage: Eukaryota; Fungi; Ascomycota; Eurotiomycetes; Eurotiales; Aspergillaceae
Product: putative choline sulfatase
Exons: 2
Coding region: 1-1764 (587 amino acids)
Molecular function (GO): sulfuric ester hydrolase activity
Source: RefSeq, a predicted model, not a curated record
AUGGCGACCAAGAAGCCUAACAUCCUCUACAUCAUGGCUGACCAGAUGGCGGCCCCCUUGUUGUCACUGCACAACAAGGACUCGCGCAUCAAGACUCCCAACCUGGACCGUCUGGCCGAGGGUGGUGUGGUCUUUGACUCGGCCUACUGCAACUCUCCACUGUGUGCGCCGUCGCGCUUCGUCAUGGUCAGCGGCCAGCUGCCCUCCAAGAUCGGGGCCUAUGAUAAUGCCGCUGAUCUGCCUGCCGACACUCCGACCUAUGCGCAUUACUUGCGCCGCGAGGGCUACCACACAGCCCUGGCUGGCAAGAUGCACUUCUGUGGGCCUGACCAGCUGCACGGCUAUGAACAGCGUCUGACGAGCGACAUCUAUCCCGGAGACUACGGCUGGUCGGUCAACUGGGACGAGCCGGAAAUUCGCGCCGAUUGGUACCACAACAUGUCCUCGGUCAUGGAGGCGGGCCCCGUGGUGCGCACGAACCAGCUGGACUUCGACGAGGAGGUGAUCUACAAGUCGACCCAGUACCUGUACGACCAUGUGCGGCAGCGCACUGAGCAGCCGUUUUGUUUGACGGUGUCCAUGACGCACCCGCAUGACCCCUACGCCAUGACCAAGGAGUUCUGGGAUCUGUACGAGAACGUCGACAUCCCGCUGCCCAAGAAUCCGGCGAUUCCGCACGACCAGCAGGACGCGCACUCGCAGCGUGUGCUCAAGUGCAUUGACUUGUUCGGCAAGGAGAUGCCGGACGAGCGCAUCCGCGCCGCGCGCCGCGCAUACUAUGCCGCCUGCACCUACGUCGACACCAAUGUUGGUAAAUUGCUACGCGUUCUCGAGAACACCGGCCUGGCCGACGACACCAUCAUCGUGUUCACCGGUGACCACGGUGACAUGCUCGGCGAGCGCGGUCUGUGGUACAAGAUGACCUGGUUUGAGAACUCGGCCCGCGUGCCUAUGAUUUUCCACGCCCCCAAGCAUUUCGCCGCCCAGCGCGUGCCCGAGAACGUCUCGACUAUGGACCUUCUGCCGACCUUUGCUCAGCUGGCCGGUGCGCCGCUCAUCCCGGAGCUGCCCUUGGACGGUGUUUCCCUGGUCCCCUACCUGACUGGUGGCGAAGGUCCCCGGACCGACACCGUGUACGGCGAAUACAUGGGUGAGGGCACGCAGGCCCCGGUUGUGAUGAUCCGUCGGGGCCCCUGGAAAUUCGUGCACUCCGCCAUUGACCCGCCUAUGCUGUUUAACCUGGCGGCCGAUCCCGAGGAGAAGACGAACUUGGCCGCCGACCUCCCGGUGCCUGGCCGCGCCGCACCUAUCAAACCCGCCUCGGCGCUCGCUGCGGAACCCAACCUCCCCACGCCCAGCGACACGCCGCGCGCAUCGCCCGUGCCGCAACGUGCCGCGCAGGCCUCGUUCCCGUUCCCGUCGCCCACACCGCCGCGCACCCCGAGCCCCGCCAAGCUCCCGCCUGCGCUGCCGGACACCGCUGAUCCGGCCAAGAUACUGGCCUACUUCCUGGAAGAGGCCAGUGCCCGCUGGGACCUGGAGGCGAUCCGCCAGGACGUGCUGCGCUCGCAGCGCCGCCGCCGCCUCGUCUACUCGGCUCUGAUCCAGGGCACCCCAUCCAUCUGGGACUACGAGCCGCGCGUCGACCCGAGCACCCAAUACGUGCGCAACCAGGGCAAGGGGGUCCUGGACGACGUCGAGCUCAUCUCGCGCUGGCCGCGUGUGCUGCAGCAAGCCGCCACUGCCAAUGGCCUCUCGACUUAA